Messenger RNA from Neurospora tetraspora, 1552 nucleotides. Its product is annotated as cyclin-like protein. The record is from RefSeq and is a predicted model, not a curated record. Bases 228 to 1274 code for a protein of 348 amino acids. The transcript has a single exon. Gene Ontology annotation, biological process: transcription preinitiation complex assembly; transcription initiation at RNA polymerase II promoter. Lineage: Eukaryota; Fungi; Ascomycota; Sordariomycetes; Sordariales; Sordariaceae. Gene Ontology annotation, molecular function: TBP-class protein binding; RNA polymerase II general transcription initiation factor activity. Gene Ontology annotation, cellular component: nucleus; transcription preinitiation complex.
UGCAACAAAGGGCUUCGAUCUCUAUCGUUCAGAGCGACGCACCAAAUCAAUCGAAUCUUGGGGGUCUCGCGUCCUACCCCGCCUUUGACGUUUUUUCGACCAUUUAAUUUCCCGGCUUCUGGUUUUCCACUGCAGAAACUUUGAACCCGCAGUUCACCUGGGCCACGACCAUUUUCCCAUCUCCUCCAGAUAGUCCAAAUACACAGUCCCGUUUAACAACGCCCAAAAUGGCCGAUUUCGUCAUUCCCAAGCCUCCGCAGCAGGAGAAGUUCAAGGAGAAUCUCCAGAAUGUCCUCAUGUGCCCGGAGUGCAAGGAAGACCCACCUCACCUCGUCGAAGAGUUCUCGUCAGGAGACAUGGUUUGCGGCUCCUGCGGUCUCGUGCUGGGCGAGCGUAUUAUCGACACCCGCUCCGAGUGGCGUACUUUCUCCAACGACGACCAGGGCAACGAUGACCCCUCUCGUGUUGGUGAUGGUCCCAACCAGCUGAUCGAUGGUGAUCAGCUCCAGACCACUAUCGCGUUCGAUGGCAAGAACGGCAAGAAUCUGUCCCACCUUCAGAACAAGAUCACUCAGGACAAGAACUCGAAGCAGCUCAUGCAGGCCUACCGCGAUAUUCAGGGCUUGACGGACAGCAUCAAUGCUGGUACCCAGGUGGCAAAUGCUGCCAAGCACAUCUACAAGCUCGUUGAGGACAACAAGGCCCUCAAGGGCAAGUCUCAGGAAGCCAUCACUGCUGGCUGCAUCUUCAUUGCAUGCCGCCAAACGGGAGUGCCGCGUACGUUCCGUGAGAUCUACAGCCUGACCAAGGUUUCCAAGAAGGAGAUUGGCAGGGUUUUCAAGCAGUUGGAAUCCUUCCUCCAGAAGAUCGGAGGCGAGGAACAUGCAAUCACGACCAGCAUCCCCACCUUCAACCAGCAAUACCAGGGCAAGGGAUCUACUACCGCUACCGAGCUUUGCGCUCGUUACUGCAGCAACCUUAACUUCCGUAACUCGGUUGCGGUCGAGGAUGUUGCCCGCCAGCUGGCCGACAAGACCAGCACUAUCUCGGAGCUGGCUGGCCGUUCACCCCUUUCCGUCGCCGCUGCCUGUAUCUACAUGGCAUCCCACAUCAGGAACGAGUCACGUACAUCCAAGGAGAUUGCGGCAGUGGCGGGUGUCAGCGACGGAACCGUCAAGACAGCUUAUCGUCUGCUCUAUAACAAGAAGGACAAGCUGCUUGAGGAGAUCUUCCCUGAGGGAGUGCCAAACCUCGACAAGCUUCCUGCGAAUUAGGGACCUCGGGUGCGCGGGUAGUUUGGAUAGAGCGUUGGCUUUUGAUUUUCACGGGACAGAAUCGCGGCGUGACAGCAUUGCGUUUUCUUAAGCUUGACAGGGUGGUCAGCCUCACUAAGAUGACAAGGUAGUCCUACUGAGAACGUGGCGGCUUUUGAACUUGGUUGACAGGCAAAAGGCAACCCACAGGCACGUCCGGAUUUUCAGAAGUUUGGGAGCAUCUUGCGUGGUCGGGAGUGAAGCGGAUCAUCAUAUACACAAGAUAGGGCCAGUGACUG